UACUUAGUGUAGAUAAUGGAAAACGUAAUAAACCGUCAGUUAUUUUUGACGGAGGAGAGAAGAAAAACGUUUAAGAAAUGGCCAUUUAAUGAUAAGAAUAAGUGUAACGCACGAAAUAUGGCCGAAGCCGGCUUUUAUUCCGUGGCAACUGGCGAGGAUGAUGCUGAUGCAGCCAAGUGUUUUCUUUGUGGUAAAGAGUUGGAUGGAUGGGAAGCGAGUGAUGAUCCUUGGGAAGAACACAAGAGCCACGCUGCAAAGUGUGCUUUCGUUCAACUGGGCAAAAAAGAAGACGAUUUAUUGCUCUCAGAAUACUUGUCCGUGGUAAAGCAGUACAUGAUAAAUGAAAUAAAACAGAUGGCUGAAGAGUCCAAGAAUAAACUUGAUGAGAAAUCCAAAUUUAUAAGAAGAAGGUGUUUGAGCAAAAAGUGAAAUGACCAAAACAGUUUAGUCUAUAUUCGUGAUAUUUUUAUAGUAAUAUUUGGUAUUUUAAUACAACUGUAAUACAUGUAUGUCGAACAGCGCAGAACAGUGCAACAUACUUCAGAAUAAAAACUGAAUGAAAACUCUAAAAAAUAACAACUUUUUUACAAGAACAUUUUUGGAUUUAAAGUUGAAAUCCAAAAACGAAAUGCUUUUGCUAGCCCGCUUAUAAUAGCACACAAUUUAUUUAAAAUGGCAGUCUCUGAUAGCCUCAAAUAUUUUCACUCCAUACAAAAAUUUAAGUGAUGCGCAGGUAUGUUGAUGUAACUUUUAAGAGUGGUAAUAUUGCAGAUAAUUAAAGACAGUGUGGUUCCCGGCACCAUUAAAAAAAAUAGGACCACUCUAGCUCCUUCCCAUGGAUGUCAUAAAAGGUGACAAGGGGUAGGCUUAUAAACUUGGGAUGGGCUAGCGACAUGUCACUAUUUGAAUCUCAAUUCUAUCAUUAAGCCAAAGAGCUGAAAGUGGCCUCUCAGUCUUUUCAAGACUGUUGGCUCUGUCUACUCCACAAGGGAUAUAGACAGGAUUAUAUGUAUGUAUUUAAGACUUGAACUUGGCAUGAAGACACAUAAUUGAUCAAGAGAAAUCUGCCAUACAUAACAUAUAUAUGAAAAAUAUUUAUGAGUUGAAGCAUAAUAAUGUUUGGAAACUGACAUCACAACCAAGCCCCUAUGUAAAAAAUAAAAACUGUUUGUGCUUUCACCACCAUGUAUCUUUUUAGUAAAUUUUGCUAUGAGUACUAAGGUUAUCUUUUGGGCCAAACGGAAACUUCUGUAUUUUACUAUUGAAGGAGGUCGAGUGUCCGUUAUAUAUGUAUAAAACUGUUUCAGUAAGAAGACAAAUCUGAAAUGACGUCAAGUACUUGUCGGUGAAAGAUUGUAGGGUUAGCAAAAAAAAGUAUUUGUAAAAGUAUUUUUUAUCAAAAUCAAUAAAAAAUAGAUGUAUUGUACAUUGAAUGUAUUAUAAAAAUUGAUACAAGAAAAUAAUAUAAAGCAAUGAAGAAAAGGUAAUAGAGUCAGAAUUAAAAAAAAUCUAUCAGAAGGACAAAAUCAACAUGCAAAACAAAACAAAAAAAAGCUGUUUUUUUUUUCAUGCAGUACCACUGUGUGUGAGUAAAAACGGCAAUAGUUUGCAAGUGGUGGUCAUGAUUUUGGCUGCUAUUUCAGAUAAAUUUCAUACGUAACAUAUUUUGUGUACUUUCUAAGUUUUACAGAAAUCAUUGUAAUGUCAAAAAUUCAACUUGUAAAAUUGUAAUUGUUAUGACUGAUUUAUGAGUGCCUUUUGGACACUAUCUUUGACUUUGUAAUCAAUUUUAAUUAUUAAUAAUGUUUAGAAUAAAUAUGGAUUUCUUAUUAAAACAUUUAUUUACAUACAUACAUACGGUCACGUCUAUAUCCCCCGCGGGGUAGACAGAGCCAACAGUCUUGAAAAGACUGAAUGGCCACAUUCAGCUAUUUGGCUUAAUGAUAGAAUCGAGAUUCCAAUAGUGACAGGUUGCUAGCCCCUCGCCUAAAAAAGAAUCCCAAGUUUGUUAGCCUAUCCCUUAGUCGCCUUUUACGACAUCCACGGGAAAGAGAUGGAGUGGUCCUAUUCUUUUUUGUAUUGGUGCCGGGAACCACACGGCACAUUUAUUUAUUUGUAAGAUAACUGAAUUUCAACCCCAUCAUUCAUUAGACCAUCCAGCUGAACAUGUUCUCAGCUGAACACACCUUCCAGUUUUGUCUUCUUGGAUCUGUCUACCCCAUCCUACUAAAUUUAUCAAAGCAAAAGUUUGUAAGAAUGUGUGGUUUUUGUUAUUCUUUCACGCUUAAGCUUCUGAAUAGAUUAAUAAACUUUGCAGUACUAUGACUCUCUUGUUACAAUAGCAUAAUAAGUUAAAUUUUAUAGACAUUAAGAGCAGACGGAAUCGCGGGCAACAACUAGUAAGGAAUA
Amyelois transitella is the source of this 2409-nucleotide messenger RNA. RefSeq names its product baculoviral IAP repeat-containing protein 5 (gene Det). The record is from RefSeq and is a predicted model, not a curated record. The transcript has 2 exons. The coding region runs from base 16 to 429 and encodes 137 amino acids. Lineage: Eukaryota; Metazoa; Arthropoda; Insecta; Lepidoptera; Pyralidae.